Molecule: messenger RNA, 876 nt
Organism: Stylonychia lemnae
Lineage: Eukaryota; Ciliophora; Spirotrichea; Sporadotrichida; Oxytrichidae
Source: the annotation of a GenBank genome assembly
AUGGGAAACACUGAUUCACUUCCUGUUAUAUCACAAGCAAAAUCACUGGUUUAAGUCAUUGGCCGAGAUGCUGAGGGCAAUAGAAGAACUUAAGAAAAUUUUUCGAACUAUUAAUGGAAUUCCUGUUGUUGGCCAUGUGGAGACAAAGAAGGUGGAGAUUAAGCAAUGAAAUCCGCCUCAAGAACUAUAGGAGUUUUUGCAGUAGGAGUAGGUGGAAUGAUUAUUGGUGGUCCAGUUGGAGCUGUUGCUGGUGGAGCAGAUAUUGAUGUGAUCACUACUGGGGUUGAUCAAUUAGUCCAUGAUGAAUAAAGACCAUCAGGUAUAGUAUAAUAAGUUACUGACAUUGCUGACGGAAAAGGUAAUAAAGCUGGUUAGUUGUUUGACAUGGGUUUUGAAAUUACAAUGGAUGGCAUAGGUGGUCAAGUUAAUGCUAGAUAUGAAGAGCUAGAAAGUUUGAAAAAAUCUGGGAUAGUCAAGAAAAGAGUUGAAAAACUUGAUGGAAAAGUUCCUUAAUCAUCAGGGUAAAAUCCUCAAAUAAAAUCAGAGUUAGCUUAAAUCAGACAACUUGGAACUACCACAUAAAGAAUCAAAAUGUUUAAAUUAAACGCUAGAUUAAAAGAUCGGGAUGGUAUUAAUUUCUCACAAUAGACAAUAUCCUUUGUUGCUACUGAUGGAGAAAUUAAUAUUGGAUAAAUUUUCAAUAGCAUGAAGAAGGAUGGUUGGAGAGGAAAUCCUAUAGAUGUUGUUAAGAUGCCAGAAGUUAAUAGAGCCAACAAUCCAGGCGGUACUUAUGUCUCGCUUGAUAAUAGAAGACUAUAUGCUGCUAGACAGGCUGGAAUAGAACCUCAAGUGAGACUCAGAGAAUUUAAUUAAUGA